Messenger RNA from Sesamum indicum (sesame), 2472 nucleotides. The record is from RefSeq and is a predicted model, not a curated record. NCBI's taxonomy places the organism in Eukaryota, Viridiplantae, Streptophyta, Magnoliopsida, Lamiales, Pedaliaceae.
AUGGCUUAUGCGGCUGUGCUUUCUCUUAAGCUUACAAUUCAGCGCCUUCUCAAUUCUUGUCAUCAAAUUCCUAUUCUUCCACCCUAUCCACAAAUCUUACAACUUGCAUACGAUGAGGUUGAGUCCUUCGAGACAAUCUUUUGUUCGAAAGAGAGCAACAGCAAGAGGACGGAGGCUUUGGAAAGGCAAAUCAGAGAGGCAGCAUUCAGACUGGAAGACGUACUUGAAUCAGCCCAUGUUUCAGAUCAACAUUUUCUGUCACAAUCUCAAACCCCUGAUGGAGUUGAUAUCAGCUACUUGGCCAUGAAAGUGAAGGAAGAGAUUGAUUUCUUCACCGAAACAGUGAAGAAGAUCACGGAGCAAUUAAGCAACCCGUCGGCGUCGCUGCUUGCUGAAGAAGACGACGAACUUGUUUCGUCUACAACAGCAGGUCAUUCUCAAGAAAAGAAGUCGUUUAUCUUUCCAUCGGAUCAUGAUGAGUUGAUUCGACUCAAAGAUAUGCUAAGUUUCUCCCGUAGACUCGAAGUUGUCUCAAUAGUUGGGAUGGCGGGUAUUGGCAAAACAGCUCUUGCUAAACAAAUUCUUGAAGAUUCGUAUAUCCGGGGCCAUUUCAACCUUCUUGUUUUUGCUUCAGUAGGCCCAAAAUCUGUACUUAGAGAAAUCAUGCUGGAUUUGCUAGCUAAAAUUGGUGUUGAGAUUGAUAAAACACAUGAACAAUCUGAUCAAAGGCAAUUAGGCGUCGCUUUUUACGAAAAAUUGUAUGGUUCGAGAUACCUAAUUGUGUUGGAUGACAUAUGGGAUCAGAGAUGUUGGCAUGAGGUGACAACGUAUCUUCCAGACAAUCAUAAUGGAAGUCGGAUCAUCAUAACAACUAGGCUAGAACAAGUAGCUAGAAGCGCCGGACCAUAUUAUCUUAACAAGAGGUUCCUGAAUCAACAAGAAAGCUGGCUUCUUUUUUGCGAUAAGGUGUUUGGUAGAGACCAUUCAUCAUGCCCUUCUGAACUUGAGAAAGCGGGAAGGAAGAUUGUCAAGAAGUGUGAAGGACUUCCUCUCUCAAUCAUUGCAGUUGCCAGACACCUACACGAUGCCGAGAAGACGCCAGAGUACUGGAAGCAGGCAGCCAAGAAAGUGCAUACAGCCAUCAUCGGUGCAGACAAGGCAGCAUCAAAGGUACUAUAUAAGAGCUACAAGUAUUUACCAGAAUAUCUGAAACCAUGUUUUCUCUAUAUUGGAGUUUUCCCACAUGACUCUGACAUCACUGCCUCCAAGCUCAUCAAACUAUGGUGUGCUGAGGGAUUUCUUCAACAAUAUGGGAUCCAAACAUCUUUAGAAGAUUCUGCCAUGGAAUCUCUUGAGACUCUUGUGUCCUCAAAUGUCGUUAAAGUCCGUCAGCCCACCUCCUUUGGUGGAAUUAAAACCUGCAACGUCUACCCUCCUUUUUGGCAUAUAUGUGUGAGAGAAGCUGGGAAGCAUAAGUUUUUCCAUGUCAUUGAUAGUAUUGGUAAUCAAGGUAUAGAAAGCCAGCGUCGACUAUGCAUUCAUAACAACGCUUUAUUUGGUAUCAAAAAUGUGCGCAAGUCGACGACAUCCACUCCAAAUGUGCGUUCGCUCCUCUGCACUGGUCCACACCAUCAGUAUCCAGUACCAAUAAAUUUGGAUUUUAGUUUGUUGAGAGUACUGGAUGCACUUACUAUCCGCUUCUAUAGUUUCCCGAGUGCAGUAGUGAAAUUAGUUGAGUUAAGGUACCUGGCCAUCACUUAUAACGGUGUGCUCCCUGAUUCCAUAUCCAAACUCCGGUAUCUUCAGUACUUGAUUGUCCAUCAAUAUCUAAGAAUCAUAUACUAUGGCAAUAGUCGGUCAUAUUUGCCCAUGGAGGUCUGGACUAUGCACGAAUUGAGGCAUCUCGAGGUCAUGGGAAGCGACAUGCCAGAUCCUAGUUCUGAGGAUGUCCUCUUACCGAACCUCUUAACACUUUCAGGUAUUAGCACUCACAGUUGCACCAAAGAGGUUCUUGGCCCCAAGCUUCCUGCUCCAUUUUUCCCAGUGAGUCUUAGAAAGUUAACACUCGGUGGACUUGGACUUCCUUGGGAAGACAUGAGUCUUAUUGCUUGUUUGCCGAAUCUUGAGGUGCUUAAACUACGAUGCUACGCCUUUCGAGGGCCGGAAUGGGAAACUUUUGAGGGGGGAUUCUGGAAACUUAGAGUUCUUCUAAUUGAAGACACUGACUUGGAAUACUGGAGAGCUAAUGGUUAUCGUUUCCCAAGACUUGAGCGCUUAUUCAUUCACCACUGCUACAAAUUGAAAGAGAUCCCUCAAAGCAUUGAAGAAAAUUUCCGCCUUGAAGUGAUAGAGAUAGUUGAUGGCACCCCUUCUCUUGUGGCUUCAGCAAAGCAAAUACAACACGCCUGGGGAUUUGCUGGUCUUCAAGUUUGUGUGAAGAGCACUCUGGAGGAGAAUGGCAAAGGCAAGUAG